AUGUCCCUGAAUCCAGAAAUAUCUGGCGGCAGAGAUUGGUUGUUCCCCUCGCCGUCGGCCUCUUCUUCAAAACACGGCCGCCGGCGAUUCUUCUCUAACUCCAAUUGUCCACCACCAGUCAUUCGCCGUCGCCGCUACGUUCGAAAUCCUACUCCUCAGAUACCUGCUGCAGAAAAUGUGAAGAAGAAGAAGAAGGAGAUUAAUCUUAUAUGCCUCCCGCAGUUUCGUUUCCAGUUUGUUCUCGUGACUUUGACUAUUGCUUUUUUGUUGCUUCUGCUAUUGCUCCAAAAUACGCACCUACAAACCCAAGUAAAUAAACUGCAGACUGAGGUUUUUGGCCUCAAUCUCAGAUUACACUCAUGCAACCACACCUUCAACGUCACUCCUUCACGUCCAAACUACUCCAGCAGAAACCUCUCUCUUAUUUUCUCCUUCACACUUCUACUUAUCCCUCUCAUCAUUUUCAACUACAUACACUAUGUUUCUAAAUCUGCUGACAACAAUACAACCGAACAACAGGUUUCUCUAAACAAGCAAAUUGCCUAUCGCCUUGAUGUUUUUUUAUCGGUUUACCCAUAUGCUAAACCCUUUGUCUUGUUAUUUUCAACGCUUCUGCUAAUCUUUAUUGGUGGUUUCGCCCUUUUUGGUGUAACUUCUGAUGAUUUGCUUCAUUGCCUCUGGCUCUCUUGGACUUAUGUCGCCGACUCAGGCAAUCAUGCCACUUCCCAAGGAGUUGGUCCAAGGUUAGUUGCGCUUUCAAUUAGCUUUGGAGGGAUGCUUGUAUUUGCAAUGAUGCUUGGACUUGUGUCCGAUGGAAUUUCCGACAAGUUUGAUUCACUAAGGAAAGGUAAAAGCGAGGUGGUCGAGAAAAAUCAUACUUUGAUUCUUGGUUGGAGUGAUAAAUUGGGUUCAUUGCUAAAUCAACUUUCCAUAGCCAAUGAGAGUUUGGGUGGAGGAACUGUUGUAGUGAUGGCUGAGCGAGACAAGGAAGAAAUGGAGCUUGACAUUGCAAGAAUGGAGUUUGAAUUCAAAGGAACAUCUGUUAUAUGCAGAAGUGGCAGCCCCCUCAUUCUGGCUGAUCUGAGAAAGGUUUCUGUUUCAAAGGCUCGUGCAAUAAUUGUCCUUGCUGAAGAUGGGAACGCUGAUCAGAGUGAUGCCCGAGCUCUGAGAACAGUCUUAAGUCUGACUGGAGUCAAAGAAGGAUUACGAGGGCACAUAGUGGUUGAAUUGAGUGAUCUGGACAAUGAGGUCCUUGUUAAACUUGUGGGAGGUGAUCUUGUUGAAACUGUUGUAGCUCAUGACGUCAUUGGUCGCUUGAUGAUUCAAUGUGCUCGGCAGCCUGGACUUGCACAGAUUUGGGAAGAUAUACUUGGUUUUGAAAAUUGUGAAUUCUAUAUCAAAAGAUGGCCACAGUUAGAUGACAUGCAAUUUGAAGAUGUAUUAAUCAGCUUUCCGGCUGCAAUUCCGUGUGGAAUCAAAGUUGCAUCAUAUGGUGGUAAAAUUAUUUUGAAUCCAGAUGACUCCUAUGUUAUGCAAGAAGGAGAUGAAGUUUUGGUUAUUGCAGAAGAUGAUGACACCUAUGCCCCCACGUCCUUGCCUAAUAAGGUAUGGAGGGGAAGCUUACCAAAAGACUUUGUUUUUCCGAGGUCUGCAGAGAGAAUACUUUUUUGCGGCUGGAGGCGUGAUAUGGAGGACAUGAUCAUGGUUCUGGAUGCAUCUCUAGCACAUAAUUCAGAGCUUUGGAUGUUCAAUGAUGUUCCAGAAAAGGAGAGGGAAAAGAAGUUAACUGAUGGUGGCUUAGACAUAAAUCGGUUGGAAAACAUAAUACUGGUUAAUCGUGAGGGCAAUGCUGUUAUACGUCGUCACUUGGAAAGCCUUCCGUUGGAAUCAUUUGAUUCAAUACUGAUUUUGGCAGAUGAAUCCGUUGAGGAUUCAGCAAUUCAAGCUGACUCUAGAUCUCUUGCCACUCUCCUUUUAAUUCGUGACAUACAAGCUAGACGUCUUCCUUAUCCAGCUAUGGCCAGUCAAGCUCAUGGAGGGAGCUUCUCAAAAGGCUCAUGGAUUGGGGAAAUGAAGCAGGCUUCAGAUAAAACAGUUAUAAUUAGUGAAAUUUUGGAUCCUAGGACAAAAAACCUUUUAUCUAUGUCAAAAAUUAGUGAUUAUGUUUUAUCAAAUGAACUUGUCAGCAUGGCUUUGGCCAUGGUUGCAGAAGAUCGGCAAAUAAACAGUGUAUUGGAGGAGCUAUUUGCGGAGCAGGGAAAUGAAAUGCAUAUACGGCAAGCAGAUCUAUACCUCCAUGAGAGUGAGAAAUUGAGUUUCUAUGAAAUAAUGUUACGAGCUCGGCAAAGGAGAGAGAUUUUGAUUGGAUACCGUUUAGCGAAUGCAGAAAGGGCAGUUAUUAACCCCCCGGCAAAGAGUGACAAAUGGAAGUGGUCGCUCAAGGAUGUUUUUGUGGUGAUUACUGAAAAGGAAUGACAAAUUGGUGGGCAAAAGGCAAAUGAGGAUUGCUAUGGACACUAUUUCUAAUACUUUCUCUAACACACUCUCUUAUUGGGUGAAAAUAUGAAAUUUAUGUGGAUACCACACAUUGCAAAUGGAUCCCACAUAAAUUGAUGAGACCCACAUGGAUUUGACCCAAUAAGAGAGUGAAUGUUAGAGAGAAUGUUAAAAAGAGAGUGCUUCUAUCGUUUCUCAAAGGCAAAUAGGUGUUUGUUAUUUUUGUUCUUAGAAACGAGGGGAAUUACAGUUGAAGCUAUGGAGGCUGGGUUAGAAAUGAUUUGUCCCGGUUGACGUUAAUCUAUGUUUUUCAAGCUAAAUUAAAAUCUGCUUUAGGAUUUAUGUCACUUACAAGUCAACAAGGUUAUUAGCAACUAAAACUUAACAUGCUCAUCUUUUCAUAAUUCUAUUAUGUUCAGUUUUAUACUUA
This is a messenger RNA of Medicago truncatula (barrel medic), 2926 nucleotides long. Its product is annotated as ion channel CASTOR. The record is from RefSeq and is a predicted model, not a curated record. Gene Ontology annotation, biological process: monoatomic ion transport. Lineage: Eukaryota; Viridiplantae; Streptophyta; Magnoliopsida; Fabales; Fabaceae. Bases 1 to 2475 code for a protein of 824 amino acids. The transcript is spliced from 11 exons.